Molecule: messenger RNA, 783 nt
Organism: Puccinia triticina
Lineage: Eukaryota; Fungi; Basidiomycota; Pucciniomycetes; Pucciniales; Pucciniaceae
Exons: 2
Coding region: 1-783 (260 amino acids)
Source: RefSeq, a predicted model, not a curated record
AUGACCAAGGGGCGCGGGAUGGCCAUCCAGAGAAUCUUUGCAGCGGUCGCGCCCCUUGAAGAUUUUGAUGGUGGGAUGUGGGAAAAUGCGCGGUCUGGCGUACCUGUUCUUGCCGGCCACCGCGGCGAGACUGGUCCUGCAUGGUCAAAAAAAUCAGUGCUCUCUCAUCAAAGGUGUUCAGAAACAAAAAGGGGGCCAACUAAACCAAUCUUCUGCUUUGAACCACGGCAGAGAGAUCGACAGGACCUGGUCGGACACCAGCGCCAAGUUCUUGGCCGUGGGCCCGUAGCCUUGCGGGAGCUUGGACAUCAAAGCCGGUGGGCUAGGCUAGUUCAGCCUGCCCAAAGUGGCCAGCACGCAGACCAGUAUUCUCACCACACACCAGCGACUCAUCAUGGCAUCCCAAGCGGAGGAGAAAACCAAGGAGACCUCAUAGUUGGUCAAGCAGAUGAUGGGCUGGGGGGAUCAGAAGGCCCAGAAGAGACGAACAACACCACCACGCGCCUGUUUGACCUCGACUCAAGCAUCCUUCUCAGCCACCUCGAGUCCACGCUCAUCCGGAAAGCCUUCCAUCUUGCCCCCUCUACCUCCUCCGCGGCGCCUCCUUCUGGCACAGGCUCUGGAGCCGAGCCCGAUUGGGGAUGGGACAUGCAUGCGCAUCUGGACCAGGAUCUGGGGCUCAGUUGGGCGGCGCGGGAUGCGAAUAAUCUGCAUGAGAAUGCGGAUGUGGAUGCGGUCACUCGGGACGGUGGACAUUUGAGUACACAUGCCCUUCUCCGCUGA